GACGUCAACCACGGAAGUAAACAACGCGGAGACAAGUAUUUAACUGCGUCACAAAGUUUGAGGAGUUCAGAAGCGGAGAGUUGAGAAGCGCCAUGUCGGUUACCGUGAAAGCUUAUCUGCUGGGGAAGGACGAGGCGGUGAAGGAGAUCCGCAGGUUCACGGUGGACCAGGAUCUCACUUGCAACUUCGACUACCUGAAGCAGAAAACUCUGGCAGUCUUCGGGAACCUGAAGGAGCCCACGAACCUGUACUACCGAGAUGAGGACGGGGAUUUGGUGGCGUUUUCCUCCGACGACGAGCUGAUGCUGGGUGUGUCGUGCAUGAAGGGCGACACCUUCCGUCUCUACGUCAAAGAGAGGAAGGAGCACCGCCGGGACUUCCCUCUUCAUGCACUCCCUCCUUUCGGCCCCCCGCCUGCUCCUGGGGCUCCUCACGGCCCACACCAUAACCUGUUCCCACCCCACGCAGUCCACCCCAAUGUGACCUGUGAUGGCUGUGAGGGACCCGUGAUCGGAACUCGCUUCAAGUGCACCGUGUGUCCCGACUACGACCUCUGCUCUUCGUGCCAGGCCCGUGGGACCCACACAGAGCAUGCCCUGCUGCCCAUCUGGCACCCCCUGCAACACUGGUUUCCUCGUGGUAAGUGGAUGAAGAGGAUGAGACAAUGCUGGGGUCAGAACCAGAACCAGAACCAAAACCAGGAGAUGCCCAAAGGCCCCAGCUGCAGCGCCCCUGCUGGUGAGGGGUCAGGUGCCGACUUCCUGAAGUCCAUCGGCGAGGGCGUGGCCGCCAUGUUGAGCCCGCUGGGUAUCGAUGUGGAUGUUGAUGUGGAGCAUCAGGGCCAGAGGUCCAAGGUCAAUCUGCCUACACCCCACAAGGAAGCUGAAGCUGCAUGCAGUUCAGAGGGCGGAGCUAAAGGAGAGGACAGCGGCACUGUGAAAGAGACUGUGACAGAGAAGGUGUCCCGUGAUUCAGAUGAAGACUGGACCCACCUGAACCCCAGAGAAGUGGACCCGUCCACCGGAGAGCUGCAGUCUCUGACACCUGGGGGUCAGAGCAAGGACCUUCCAACUGCGCCGCCAGAGACGUCCACUGGACUCAUGGAGGCAGCCCUGUACCCCCACCUGCCGCCAGAGGCGGAGCCGCGCCUGGUGGAGGCGCUCUCGCACAUGCUGUCGAUGGGCUUCAGUGAUGAGGGCGGGUGGCUGACUCGCCUUCUCCAGACCAAGAACGGCGACAUCGGCGCAGCACUCGAUGCCAUCCAGUAUGGCAAAGUGCCACACCCACCGCAGCCUUGAAGACUUCAAACCUUCAAUGUGGAAGAUAGUCUGGUUCCUAUACUGAGCAGUCUGUCGUGUUGCCUGUCGACGACCAAUAAACGUAUCAACAAG
Synchiropus splendidus (mandarinfish) is the source of this 1391-nucleotide messenger RNA. RefSeq names its product sequestosome 1 (gene sqstm1). The transcript is spliced from 8 exons. Gene Ontology annotation, cellular component: aggresome; amphisome. The record is from RefSeq and is a predicted model, not a curated record. NCBI's taxonomy places the organism in Eukaryota, Metazoa, Chordata, Actinopteri, Syngnathiformes, Callionymidae. Gene Ontology annotation, molecular function: protein kinase C binding; zinc ion binding; K63-linked polyubiquitin modification-dependent protein binding. Gene Ontology annotation, biological process: aggrephagy; mitophagy; endosome organization. Bases 93 to 1298 code for a protein of 401 amino acids.